AUGUUGCUGAGGCAGCAGAUUGUGAGUUACAACUGGGCUGUGGAUUAUGCAAAGCUGUCCAUCACUGCUGCUCUCCACAGGGAAAGACAAAUGAGUGUCAGAUUUCAUCCAGUGAGAGAAGAUGAGGAUGAGGAUGCUGAUGCUGAUGUCAGUAGCCCUCCCAAUGUGGAAGACAACAGAGAGCAUCCUGUCAUCACCAAGGUCAGCUUGAUGUUGAAUCCUGUGCCUGGCAUUGAAAAACAUGUCUCCAACUCUUCCCUACUUGAAUCAGCAAAGGAACGGAAAUCUUCUUCUCUUCAGCAAAACCCCAAACUAAUGGAAGACCCACGUACCCUUCUCCUGUUGCUGCAUCAGAGGGAUCUAGAAAUCAAAGGCUUGAAACGUGCUGGUCAGAAAGAGCAAUUUAAUCAUCUGAGCCGGAUUUUGGAUGAGCUUCUGAGGUCAAAGGAGAAAGGUCCACCAAAGAAAAGCCCAGUUGAAAUUGCCCUUCAAAAAGAAGUUGAUCAACUGAACAAUGAACUGAAAGUUGCCAAGUAUGACCACAAGAAGGAGAUGGAAGACCUGGAAAAUCAACUCAUAAAAUCAAGACUGCAUGUUCUGCAUUUGGAGAAGACACUGAGGAAUCUGUCAGCCAAGUCAGACUCUACAGUGGUACUGGGAGAAUUAGCAAGUGAGGUCUUUGAGCUCUGGUCAGAGAAAGGAAGCAGGAUAACAUCAGAUACCAGCGAUCUAAGGCUUCGGAGAAUACCAAAGCACACCAGUUUUGUUGAUGCUUAUCAUAAGUUUGGAAAUGUCGUUCUGUCAGAUGAGGACAAAAAGGAAAUCAUCACUAGAUUGGAGGCAUUUGCUCAAAAAGCACAGACUAGUAGCACCACCGAUGAAAGUUCACCGGAAAGCUCAAGAACGGGUAGUCAAUUGCCUUCUGAACAAUCCUCAAUGGCUAUAAUGAGCUCUCAGAAAUCAGACCUCACUUCCUCUGUGACUGAAACCAAGACAACAGAGUCUUCUUUGGAAACGGAGAAACCCCAACAAGAAAAAGCUUUGGAUCAAUGGAACCUUGCUCAGGCUGGUCUUACUAUUGGACGACUGUCAGAUGGAGAAAAAAUGGUGCCUUCCAUAGAAAGAAAGAAAAGUUCUUCUAUCAAAGGAGGCGCUGUAAAGAUUGUCAAUGUCCACCGUAGAGGCAAAUUUGUCAGAAUCCUCAACUCCUCAAUGAACAAGGAGAUGGACCUCAGUGGCUACCGCCUCCAGCAGUGGGUUGGAGGGCACCCGGUUUCCAUCUACCGUUUCCCAAGUGGUACGAUUCUGCCUGCGCAGCACCAUAUUACUAUUUGGUCUGCUGCAGCCAGCCUUGCUCACCAGCAGCCUCUGGAUGAGUUGUCUGGACCACGUUUUUUCAAGGCAGGUCCCGGGUGCCUUACCGUCCUCUAUGAUCACAGCGGUCAGAUGAUCUCGCAACAUGCAAACUCUCACCAAUUCACAACUGCUGCAGAGGCCUACAGUGAUAACUUGGACCUUUCACUGGACAAAUUCCCACUUGACAGUGAUGAUGACGGCGAUGAUGAAGAUACAUACAAUGAGUCCAUUAUGCCUUCACGAGACCUCCUCUUCUUUCAGCAAAACCAGUGCAAGCAUGCAGGAUCAGACACCAUGCUCAAGAGAAGGUACACAAGACACUUUUCUAUUGAUUCUUCGGCAACUAGCAAAACUCCAUCUGGUCGUUCCACAGCGACCAAAGCAAAAUUCAGAGAAUUAAAUAAAGAUGGUUCCACCUCCUUUGUGUUUUCCUCAAAAGCCCCAUCAGCCUCAGUCAGUGACAGCUCUUCUUCAUCCAGCGAGGGAGAUUAUUUUGCUUUUCGCUCAUGGAAACCUCUACUUCAGGAACCAGAAACAAGAGAGUUCAAGACUACACUGGACACUACACUUCCCAUGGUUUCUCUUCUAGGACAGAAAAGCGCUCGCUCAAGAUAUGGGUUCAAGUACAUGACUUAUAUGCCUACCAUUACUGAUUUGCACCUAAGGAGGUAUUAUCCAACUAAAUAACAUUUUGACGUAGCACCAAAGGAGACUUGCCUAGCUUCUUUAAAUACACAAUACACUCCCACAAUUCAUUUGGCAAGAACCUGUACUUGUAUGCCUUGAAAUCCAAUUCAAAUAUGGCUCUUAAGAUCAAGUGGAUGGUUUUGGAAGGUGGAAGGACCACCACAUUUGGAGUGACUUCAGUGGACAAAAGGGACAGGGUUAAGUGGAGGAUGCUAACAUCAUGUGAACAUGUUUCCAGAUGACAUGUUGGACAUUGUUAACCAAUAUUAUAGAAUUGUGAACUAGGCACACCUUUAUGCAUGGAAUUGCCACAGUGGCUCAGAAAAAAAAUAAGUGGGGCUCUGGUUCUGCAUUUUUCUCUUAGGCCUUACUCCCCAUCAGCCUCUCUCCUACAGCGUUUUCUCCCCAACUGGACUCACUUUCUACAUCAGAGAAAUUGAAACCCAUCUGAAACUCCCAUCUACUUGCUGGGUGGGUAACUAUCGAUGUCAUUUUUUCCUUUGCUUUCACAUUCCUCACCCUCCUGACAUGAGAAGUGAUAUAACUUCCAAUUUUAUUUUUCAUUUUUCGUUUCGGGGGAUUGGAGGCAGGAAUGUUGUAGAGCAGUGGUUCUCAACCUGUGGGUCCCCAGAUGUUUUGGCCUUCAACUCCCAGAAAUCCUAACAGCUGGUAAACUGGCUGGGAUUUCUGGGAGUUGUAGGCGAACAUCUGGGGACCCACAGGCUGAGAACCACUGUUGUAGAGGCAAAAAUUCCCCAUUUGUUGGUGGUUUUUUAGCUGUUUUUGGCCAUUUUGAGUCACCUAAU
Molecule: messenger RNA, 2849 nt
Organism: Anolis sagrei ordinatus
Lineage: Eukaryota; Metazoa; Chordata; Lepidosauria; Squamata; Anolidae
Gene: LMNTD2
Product: lamin tail domain containing 2
Cellular component (GO): nuclear envelope; cytoplasm
Source: RefSeq, a predicted model, not a curated record